UUGUGUCCACCAUGUUUUCAUUGCUCCCAAAUGUUUGCCCGUAAAAUCCAGGCUGCCUUUAGGAAACACCGGAAUUUUAGAGUUCAACGUUUGAAAAGACAAAUUCGAGUGGGAAUAGAAGCAACACGUCGGAAGAUGGUUGUCGUUUUUAAAGGCCAUGCAGGCAAGACGCUUCUUCAGGCGAAACUUAUCAAAAAGACACAAAACCCAUGUUAGACACAGAUGGUUUGAGGAUUUUAUCAGUAUUUACCGCAUAUAAAUGCUUAGUAUCGCGUGUUUAUGCGUUCUUUCACCUACAACUAUUAAUGCUGCGUUUCCCCGGGCACAAAUCUUUUUUUCCGGCGUAUACGCUUUGACAAAAACAAUGUGGAAUAAGUGGGUGUCAUAAAUGCAAUUUAGAACGAGUAGAUUCUGAGAUUUGGAGCAGUGUUUGAAUGCAGCGUCGUAAGAGCAGGCGGUAACUGGUCUGCGCUCGAUACAACCCUAAACUGCAGACCUCGACAGGUACGCUACCUCCUCUGUAUACUCAGCCAGCGCGGCCUCUACGAGUGCUGGAUCAAAAAUAGUUAAAUAGUAGCAAACCAGCAUCGACCGCAGCCAUGGCGGCUGAGACCGAAAAGGUAGAGCCGGCGGACAGCGAACAAGACGAAGAAGAAGAUGUAUACGAAGUGGAGAGGAUCAUUGACAUGCGGGUGGAAGAGGGCGAAGUGCUCUACAGAGUUCGCUGGAAGAAUUACUGCUCUGAUGAUGACACGUGGGAGCCAGAGGCCCAUUUAGAGGACUGUGGCGAAGUCCUCUUAGCUUUCAAGAAAUCCUUAGCUGAUGCUAAAAUCAGGAAAGAAGCUGAAACCAAGAAGAGUGUGAAACUGCUGCCAACAAAGAGUGAUGUCUUUGAUGCUGACUCAGAGAGUGACAGCGAGAAAGACCGUCCAACUGAGCCACCCAUAAAGAAGAAGAAAAAGAAAAAGAUCCAGGAAGUAGAAGAGGAACCACCUCCAAAGGACAAAAAGAAGAAGAAGAAAAAAGACAAACGGAAGGAUGACAUCAGGCCUCUACCUGCACCAGAGACAGAUGAUGAAGAAGAAGAAGAGGAAGAGAGAGCCCUGACUUCACCCUCUCCUCCCAAGGAGAAAAAGACUGAAUCCAAAAAGCGACUGGUUGACUCUGAAGAUGAGGAUGACGAGCCUCUUCCCUCCAAAAAACACAAGAAGGAAAAGGGAAAAGAUGGAGGAAAGCAUAAGAAAGAGAAGGGAGAAGAAGGGAAGAAAAAGAAGGGGAAGAAGGAACGAAAGAUUGAAACCUCUGACGAUGAGGCCACAGCACCUCUGGAGGAUGACCUGAGUGAAAGCCUGUCAGAGUUUCACACAGAUGAUACUACAUUUACAGAGACUGUAACAAAGUUGGCUGAAAAGGCACGUUUGGAUGACAAGUUCAAACAAAAGAAAGGGAAGUGGGAAGUAAAGCUGCUAGGCAUUAAGGACCUUGUCCAUGACAAAAAGGGCAAAAGGUCAGAUGCCACCCAGAAAGAGAGAGCCUCUAAGGAGGAGGCUGCCCCACACUCAGACUCCAGUGAUAGCUCAACCUUACAUAAGAAGGCUAAGAGUAAAGGCCAGGAGGGCACCUCAGCACCACCCAAAGUUCCGUCUUCCUCCACAUCCUCAUCAUCCUCCUCAUCCUCCAUCACAGCAGCUAGCAGCACCAAGGCUAAAGAGGAGGAAGUGGCUAAAGAUGAGGUAUUGGGACAGAAGGAUGCUACAGGCUCCACCAACCUGUUUGAGAAGUUCCUAUUAAACUGUGAGGCCAAGGACCGUGCCCCCCGCAGGCAGCCAGUUCAUCAGCCCCCUGCAGAAAAGAGCAUCAGCAAACCCACUAAGUUAAUUGGAAAGAUCGAGAAGAUCCCCAAGCAAAUCAAAGAGUCUCCAGCUCAGAAACCAGAGCCUGAGAGGACAAAGCAAACAGAAGUCGCCAGACCCAGCCAGUGUCAUGGCUUUAGCCUGGACAGCGAAGAGAGAGAAGAAACUGCAGCAAAGCCCAGGCCUGGAGAGGAUUCCCGGGAGCGGAGGGAGCGGCCAGAAGAGCCACAGAGACCUAGCUGGGAGAGGAAACCAGCAUCAGAUGACAGGAGGAAGAGGAGAGAGGACAGUGAGCCCAGACUCUUCAUGGCAUGUGAUGACAGUCAGGACACCCAGGACCCACCAGAGGCUGCUGAAAAAUCUGACAAGGGCCAAGCCACAUUAAGUCUUGGAAUGGACCUCAACCUGGACUGGAUGACUCUGGAUGACUUCCAGAAACAUCUGAAUGGAGAGGAUGAGAUACUGUCGGGUCCACCAUUAUCACCCAGUGAGUUGCGGGAUGCUGUGAAAAGUGGAGAUUACAUGACUGUAAAACUGGCACUUAAUUCCAAAGAAGACUACAACCUGGACCAAGAGGAUGUCAGUGGUAUGUCCCUGAGCAUGCUUGCAGCAGCAGGAGGGCAGGACGACAUCCUCAGGUUGCUGAUAAAGAAGGGGGUGAGAGUGAAUGGGCGACAGAAGAAUGGCACUACAGCCCUGAUGCACGCUGCUGAAAAGAAUUUUUUGACAACUGUUGCUAUCCUCUUGGAGGCGGGCUCCUACGUGAAUGCUCAGACACUGGGUGGGGAGACGGCACUGAUGAAGGCAUGCAAAAGAGGAAACGCUGAUGUAGUGCGCCUCCUGCUGGAGUAUGGAGCUGACUGCAAUAUCCUGUCCAAACAUAAGAACACAGCCAUGUACUUUGCCAAGCUCAGCAACAACCUGAUGGUGUGCGACCUCAUCAAGGACCACACCAGCAUGUUGUCCAGUGUGGCAGAGGACACCAUCCGAGCAUACUUCGAGUCUCGUCUGGUGCUGCUGGAGCCCAUCUUCAACCUUGCCUGUCACAGGCUUUGUGAGGGACCAGACUUCUGCAUGGAGUUUGGCUUCAAGCCACAGCCCCAACCAGAGGGCUCGGGAAUCCUCCUGUUCAUCUUCCACGCCAACUUCCUGAACGAGAUAACAGCCAGAUUGUGUGGACCCUGCAGUGUUCAUGCUGUGGUGCUCAACGACAAGUUCCAGCUUCCCAUCUUCCUGGACAGUCACUUCAUCUACUCCUUCAGCCCAGUUCCAGGCAUCAACAAACUGUUCAUUCGUCUAGCCGAGGCUCCAGCAGCCAAGGUCAAGCUCCUCAUCUGUGCGUACAGAGUCCAGCUGCAGUGAAGCCCUCUCUGGUCAUAUCAGCACAACAAAACACUGAAAAACCCAGCGCCACACAUCCACAUAGUGCACAGCAGCCGAAAUGCCCUGCCAUGCUCAGUGGAAGAGUUUGUUGGAUGCUUGUCUCCUCUGACGUCAGCGCACAUUCUCAAAGGCUAACACUCUUUGACGACAUCUGAAUCCUGGUCAGACCACAGCUCUGCACUGGGCUGUGUAUGAAGCAUAAGUCUAAAGGUGUGGAUUCCUGUCGCUCACAGCUUCCAGGUGCAGGGCGCAGUCAGAAACUCCCUCCUCUAUACAUUAGUAACUUCAAAAACCGUCCCGGUUCGUGCCUUUCUCCGAGCUCCACCUUCUGUCAGUGUUGUUAUGAUAGAUGUGUGUGUUCUUUGUAAACCUAGGCUGCGUGUAGACUGAUUUUUGGGGAGUGGGGGGGUGCAGUUGAAGAAAAUGAGGUUUCCAUUAUCUUUUUUUGCAUUUUCUUGGACCAAGCUAAUGCUUUCCCACUCACUUUAUCUUUGGUAACAGAUUAUUUUAGCAUUAUUUCAGUGCAUUAACCUGUGUAUUAGUGUCAACUCCACCCACACACUCACCAUGAAUGGAAAGUCAGUCAAAACCUAACUUUUUCCUAAAGUGAUAAUGGGUAGCAGAAGUCAGAUUUGGCACUGGUCUGUUGAUAAUGAAUGAAAAAUAGUUUUAUGCACAUUUCUACACGCAAGUGCGAUUUAAGUUAGCAUGUCCCACUUGCUUGCUGACCUAAAAUGACAGCAUCUGCUGGUUUCACAAGCUCACAGACCAGUUUGCCAAUUUCACAUCUCUGUGAUGUCACCUCAGAACACAAAGGUUCGCUGACUCCACUCCCGUGGGCCAAAGACACAGCACAUUUCAUCCGUAAAUUGGGUGUUACUGCCCUUUACUUGCCAACCACCUUUCUGCAGGUUAAUACACCAAAAUGAGGUGAUCUUGAAGGAUGUUCCUUUUGCCUUCCCUGCACAGAGUUGCUGUUUAUAUUUUCUGGAUUGUACAUACUCACACUAUAUAAAUGUAUAAAGUUUCAUCUGAUGACUGCAAAUAUUUUGUUGCUUUUUUGCCACUGAAUGAGUGGGUUAAGUUAUUUAGUGUGUACAGUAAAAAGCUCGGAUGGUUUUCAACAUAAGAGCUUCACAAUCACUUAACGGAUUGCUGCAGAAUUCAGACAUUUAUCUGUGGACACUGGACAGAGCAGCAGGGCUACCAUUCAAAACUCACUCUAUACUCACCUCCAGCCUUUUUCAUCAGGAUUUGAUAUGAAAGGAGACCCUCUACAGCAAGGCGGUCAGAUGUUGUGAGAGCAAGGUUUUAACUGGGUGAUAUCCUGCAGGAGCUCAGUUCAGGCCUGAAAUAUGUCUUUAAAACAUGGGAAAAUGUUGCUGAAAUGUUUCUGCAUGUUUGUCUGUGAUGCUGUCAGACUGCACAUUGAUGAUUGUGCUGUCAAAGAGGAAAAGUGAAGGAGGAACAUACCCGUUGUUGACAACUCAAUGAUAAACAUAAAUCUGUCUUGAUUUUAAUACACAGAUGGCAGUGCUUCCUGUUUUUAUUUAAAACAUUUUUGUCGUCUCAUUGACAAUACACAACACAUUACAACUACUUUGAGUAUUUUUGUAAGCGAUAAAAUAUUCAGUGCUAUUUGCAUCAAAAUGUAAUUUUUUAUUUUUGUUUUGUUUACACAGAUAACAGCUUUAGGUCUUGUGUGCAUUCAUUCUAGUGCAAAAACAGCAGCUGGUUCACAUUCAGUGCCUCAUCCAGAUGUUGCAGUCAGUAACUUGCCCUGAGCAUAUGUCUUGCAAUAAAAAUGUGUAAAUAGAGUAUAUCUUCACACUUUUCUGUGCUUAUAUCUAUUUAUCAUGCUGGAAGUUUUUAAUCCAGUGUGGAUACGUGAUCAAAUCUCCCCAAAUAAAAGAACAGAGU
Molecule: messenger RNA, 5156 nt
Organism: Monopterus albus (swamp eel)
Lineage: Eukaryota; Metazoa; Chordata; Actinopteri; Synbranchiformes; Synbranchidae
Gene: mphosph8
Product: M-phase phosphoprotein 8
Molecular function (GO): protein binding
Source: RefSeq, a predicted model, not a curated record